GCGUGUUGUGACGGCCACCACAGGUUCAAUCACAAAGGAGGAAUCUACAAGGCCAUCAAGUGGAUAAUGAAGAGCUCAGAGUGGCGUUACCACCUACUGACCAGCAGGGGCGCUAGUUCACUAACGGGCCUGGAGAGGAAACGCAAGGCAUUCUGGGACUUUUAGUUCUCAAUGGAGGAUAACACCGCGAAGAACAAACCGAGACAUUAACCACCGAAAACAAAAUAUCAGCCUCGAAUCCAUCCCGAAUAAGAGCCCCGCGUGCGUCCAGUCCGGACGAUUUACGGUGGAUUCAACCGUCCUCCGGAGAAAAGCGGCUCACUUUUGGUGAUAAUAAACAGGAAGUCGUUAGCGUUGUGGGACGUGUAGUUCCGCUUGAAGGCCACCGAGCUUCACAACAACGCGCAGAAUAAAGAAACAACAAUAAAAUAACCCAAACUCCACCCGGAGACCGCGCGCUUGGCCUCGGCGUUGGAGCGAACAUGCCCGGGUUCACGUGCUGUGUCCCUGGGUGCUACAACAACUCGCACCGGGACCGGGACCUGCGCUUCUACACGUUCCCCAAAGACACCACGCUGAGGGAGCUGUGGCUGAGGAACAUCUCCCGGGCCGGGGUCAGCGGCUGCUUCAGCACCUUCCAGCCCACCACGGGACACCGGGUCUGCAGCGUGCAUUUCGCCGGCGGGAGGAAGACCUACACCAUCCGGGUCCCGUCGCUCUUCCCUCUGCGCGGGGUGAACGAGCGCAGGAGUCGGCGGGGCAGAGGGAGGAAAGUGUCCGCGGCGGCGUCGGCGGCGGCGGCGGCGGCGGUGCCUGCCCCCGCCGCCGCCGCCACCUCCGGGAUCGUGCUCAGCAGCGUCCUGGGCAGCACUGCGGAGGGAGCCGAGGGGACCACCGGAGGAGAGGCGAGCGAUGACAGCAUCACCGUGGUGCAGAUAGGCCAGAACGGGGAGUACCUGGGCACGGCGCGGCUGCCCGCCCAGUCGGAGGGGACGUGCUACACCGUCGGCAGCGCGGACGAGCUGACCGCCGACGACUCCUCGGUGGAGACCGGGUCCGCCGCGCACCAGCCGCCCGUGCAGUACGUCAGUGUGACCAGCAGCCCGCUGGACCACUCGUACUCUCUGACCACCGGCACCACGUCGGCCGAGCUGCUGCGGAAGCUGAACGAGCAGCGGGACAUCAUCGCCCUGAUGGAGGUGAAGAUGAAGGAGAUGAAGGCGACCAUCCGACAGCUGCGCGUGGCCGAGGCCAAGCUGCAGGAGGAGGUGCGCGAGCGGGACCGGCUGCUCUACGGGAACUCGGUGGCUUUUAGUGUCCGGAAGAAAAUCUGAUGGGUGAAAACAGCACCGGAGAGCAGCCGGUACAGAGACUCAGACUAACGGAGAGGACACCGCGGGGUUUGAAGGCAGCAGAUCCAGACCUCUUUUGUAUAAAACCACGAGCGAAGACAAUGUAUUUUCAACAAGUAGAGCUGGUUCUCGUUGGCCUGGAGAAAAGAGAAAGUGGGUUGGUUAGUUUAUGUAGCUUGGGCUUUAAUAAUAACAUCAUUGCUAACUACUUAGGAACACGCACAGUCCAAUGUCGACAUACAGCUGAACCAAGAUCGCAUUUCAUUCAUUCAACCAAGACUCAUAGUUUGCACAGACUUACAAUUCAGGCAGGCUUACCCACAAUGGACUGAUGAGGAAUAUGCUCAGAAGCUGCGUAGCUGCAUAGAAAGUUUUUUGUCUUUAAGAUUUCUCUCAUGGUGUUUUUAUUUCCUUGCUUGUGAGUUUAAAUUAGCAGACUGUUGCAAGAAGCGUCUCACUGUAGGUCUGCAGAGGUAAAGUAUGCCAAGAGGAAGCGUCUAAAGGAUUUUUUUGUGAACAAAACACUACUCUUGGGACACUUGAUGUUAGUCAACGAAGCGUCUUUAUCUCAGUUGCCUUUAAAGCUACGUUAAGUUGGUUUCCUUUUACUUUUGUUGCUAAAGACAUUUGAUCAACAGAAAAUGGAAUUUAAGGAAUUCCUUAAAACUUGAAGGGGCACUCAAAAGAUGUAAUCUUAUCAAAAUGUGUUUCUUGACGACAUGUAUUAAGUUUCAUAUGCUCAACCUUUCGGGGGUUUUAACAAAUCUUAGGAGAAGUACAAAGAAAAACAUUUUCUUAAGAUACUUUAUGCAACUUGAAGAUGUGUGUGUGUGUGUGUGUCUGCCCCAGAGGUUGUUCUGUGAAACAGCACUUGCUUGUUUCAGUGUGAUUCAUGUGUCCGAUAUUUCUCCACAUGGACGUUUAAUGGCUGCAUUUCUCUGUCCUGUACAUGAGUGUUUUAUACACAGGAUGUUACGUACAUUUCUGAUUUUUGAACUUGUUCUGACAGCUAUGCUCUCAUUUUGAAGUAAAUUUCAUUUUGAAAUGGUGCCGAUUCCCAAUGAAUGAUGUCUCAGUACAUGAAACGUUUCCUGAUUUUAUCCAGUGUCACAGUUACAAAGUUCAGAGUCAGAUGGUCCUGAAGUAUUUUUAUUGCUUUUACCUUCAAGUUGAGGGCUUUUAGCUGAAACCAAAUGGGUCACAAUCAUCUGUCUCAGGCUUUUGUUGGACUUUCUCUUAGGAAAGAAGAGCAAAUUUGAAAUUUCCAGUAACUUGAGCUUUAGGAUUUUUAUUCCAGCUGUGUUAAAUUGUGAAAAACUUAAAACAGUUUGCAUCAAAGCAAAUCCCAAAUCAUAAAGAGUCAAAUCUCAGGGUUGCUGCCCUGUUUUUUUACACCUGUUGGGUGACCUGGUGCUGAAAACCUCACUCAGCAUUUAGCUACUCCGUCAGUGUUAAGAGAGUUUCCUGAGGAAGAUAUGGCCUUAUUAAGAUGAACGUGAUGGAUGUGAUGAAGUGUGCAACCCAUUGUUUUGGCUUGCUUCUGAAAUAUUACUUGUACUUGGAGUUAUUUGUUGAAAAACAACAAAAAGGCACUGAUACUCCUGUUCAUGUUUUUCUUAGGACUGUAAAUUAGGGUUAGCUUUAUUAUGGAUGUAUGCAGGAAUUACAAUAGCAGAUUAAGGAAUUAGUUAGGCCAUAACAUGUCCAUCAAAAGAUACCAGAGGAUAACAAUUGUGUCACAGAUUGCUUUUAUUGGUCAACAUUAAAAAAGAAAAUGAUAGUUAGUUUUUUAAAGCAGCAAAUCAUCACAUUUGAAGAAACAUCAAGCAAGUGAAAAGUUCUAAACAAAUGUGAAAUUGAAAAUCACAUACAACAGUUAAUUGUGUGUCAAAAGAUGGAUUCUGUGUUGAUCAUCUUGACUAAUAAUUUCAACACAGUCUCUGGUUGUGUUUGUUAAUUUACUUGAUUUGUUCAUAGGUUCGUUAGAAGACAACAAGUAGUAAAUGUGUCAGAUGUUGCAGCAUAUGGUUCUCCCUCUAGAUGGCAGUGGCAUAAAAGCUUGAAGAGCAGGAGGUUUAGCUCCUGUCCAUGAGGCCUAAUUUAUCUGUCGAUGUGUGUUGGAAGCUCUGAUGGUCAUUUGCUUAAUUGUUACUCAUAUUAAAGCAGUGAAAUAUUGAAUGUCUUAAUGUGAUUGUAAAGCUGUAAAGCAGGUACUCCACGCAAACUUAAAAAUCCAUCAUUUUGAACACCCGCCGUGGUAAUGUGUCACAUGAAACAGAGAAAGAGGAGAAGCCCGAUGAAUGGAUAGACAGAGAGCAUUGGAGAGAGCGAGGAUCCAGAUCCUAAUCUCAUCUGGAUUUAUUUUUUUUGUACUCCCAACAGUGUUGCAUAAUGCCUUAAUCCCGCGCCGUCGAUCAAAUUUACACAACUCUAUCUUCCUUUUCAAUGGCUGCUGCCUUCACCACGGCCGCCUUUACGUUGUUUUGUCAUUUGAGAUCAACUAUGCAAUGUGAAUGAACUAAAACAGUGUAAGCAAUAUGUAAUCCUGAAAUCCAAUGUUUGACAUCAGACUAUGUAUAUGCAGUACAUCUGUGCAUGGAAAAACAGGUUGCCAUGUUUAAUAUCUCUAUAGGGCUUAUUAUUCAACAA
This is a messenger RNA of Anoplopoma fimbria (sablefish), 4001 nucleotides long. It is a transcript of the gene thap11, whose product is annotated as THAP domain containing 11. Gene Ontology annotation, molecular function: RNA polymerase II cis-regulatory region sequence-specific DNA binding. The record is from RefSeq and is a predicted model, not a curated record. The transcript has 2 exons. NCBI's taxonomy places the organism in Eukaryota, Metazoa, Chordata, Actinopteri, Perciformes, Anoplopomatidae. Bases 483 to 1334 code for a protein of 283 amino acids. Gene Ontology annotation, biological process: regulation of transcription by RNA polymerase II. Gene Ontology annotation, cellular component: nucleoplasm.